UGCCGCCUCCCGGCAGCCGGGAUCCGGGAGCCGGAGAGGGCCGGGCGCCAUCAUGCUGAGCCGGCUCGGGGCGCUGCUGCAGGAGGCCGUGGGCGCGGAAUUUCACUGUCAGAGGCUGGAAGAGGUACCGGUGGUCAAGGGAGAUACAUUUUAGGCAGCGGGAGCCCAGCAUUGACCUGCUGGAGGCAUUCGUGGAGCACUGGAAAGGCAUCACGCAGUACUACAUCGAAAGCACAGAUGAAGACACCCCAGCCAAGAAGACAGAUAUUCCCUGGAGGCUGAAACAGAUGCUGGACAUCCUGGUGUAUGAGGAGAGGCAGCAGGCAGCCGGCGAGGCCGGGCCCUGUCUUGAGUACCUGCUGCAGCACAAGAUCCUGGAGACCCUGUGCACCCUGGGCAAGGCUGAGUACCCCCCAGGCAUGCGGCAGCAGGUGUUCCAGUUCUUCAGCAAGGUGCUGGCCCAGGUGCAGCACCCUCUCCUGCAUUACCUCAGCGUCCACAGGCCCGUGCAGAAACUUCUCCGGCUUGGUGGGACAGUUCCUGGAUCCCUCACAGAAAAGGAGGAAGUGCAGUUCACCACCGUCCUCUGCUCUAAGAUCCAGCAGGAUCCCGCCCUGCUCACCUAUAUCCUGGAAGGUAAAAAGACUGUCGCUAGGAAGAAGGUAUCCAGAGAACCCCCUGCCCUGCCUGGAGAUAUGGCCAGCAUCGAAGACAAGGACCCCCCUCCCAGCACGACUUCCGACACCGUUCCCUGUGGGGCCGGGGUCUUGACCACCCAGCUGCCUGCGGACACUGAGGAGCCCGAUGGAGGGAUUGGGGAGAACAACCUGAUCACCUCCCUGAUUGGCUUGUGCAAGAGCAAGAAAGGUCGGGUGGCCCUGAAGGCCCAAGAGAACCUGCUGCUUCUGGUUAGUGUGGCUUCCCAGGCGGCUGCCACCUACCUGGUGCAGAGCAGCCCCUGUUGCCCAGCGAUCGUCGAGCACCUUUGCCAGCUGUACCAGUCCAUGCCCACCUUCCUGGACCCUGCAGACAUUGCUACUUUAGAGGGUAUUAGCUGGAGGUUACCCAGUGCCCCGUCCGAUGAGGCUUCCUUCCCUGGCAAGGAGGCCUUGGCUGCCUUUCUGGGCUGGUUUGAUUACUGUGACCAUAUCAUCAUGGAGGCACACACGGUGGUUGCAGAUGCCUUGGCAAAGGCUGUGGCUGAGAAGUUAUUCGUGGGGAUUCUGCAGCCCCAGCUCCUGCACGUGUCUGAGCAGAGCCUCCUGACCGCCACUGCCCUGCUCACAGCACUGCUGCGCCAGCUCCGCUCCCCUGCGCUGCUUCAAGAGGCCGUGACUUUCCUCCUAGGCAUGGAGCAGCAGCCUGCAGCCCUGGAGGACCCCUGCACUCUGUGCGUUCACCUCAUCAGGCAUUGCGACCACCUUUCUGAUGAGAUCAGCAUUGCCACGCUGCGGCUGUUUGAGGAGCUGCUCCAGAAACCCCACGAGCAGAUAGUCCGUAGCCUGAUUCUAUGCCACCUCGAGGGCCGCCUUUAUGUGGUCCGGGGUGCACCGGAGCCCGAGAGCUAUGAGGACACCCUAGACCUGGAGGAGGACCCCUACUUCACAGACGGCCUCGACGCUGGCUUUCAGCCCUCCAGCAAGCCCACCCCAGCCCCUGCCACCAACUUGGAUGGCAAAACGGCGGUCACUGAGAUCGUCAACAGCUUCCUCUGCCUGGUUCCUGAGGAAGCCAAGACAUCAGCCUUCCUGGAGGAGACUGGCUAUGACACGUACGUCCACGAUGCUUACGGACUGUUCCAGGAGUGCAGCUCUCGAGUUGCCCCCUGGGGCUGGCCCCAGGCUCUCACACCCCUGGACCCCCAUGAGCCAGAGCGGCCUUUCUUUGAGGGUCACUUCUUCCGAAUGCUGUUUGACCGCAUGUCCAGGAUUUUGGAACAGCCAUACAGCCUGAACCUGCAAGUGACCUCAGUCCUGUCCCGGCUCGCCCUCUUCCCCCACCCCCUUAUCCACGAGUACCUCCUGGACCCCUACAUCAACCUGGCCCCUGGCUGCAGGAGCCUGUUCUCUGUUCUCGUCCGGGUAAUUGGGGACUUGAUGCAGAGAAUUCAGAGGGUACCCCAGUUCCCAGGCAAACUGCUCCUGGUGCGCAAGCAGCUGAUGGGUCAGGUCCCUGGGGAGCAGCUGGACCACCAGACCCUCCUCCAGGGUGUGGUAGUACUGGAGGAAUUCUGCAAGGAGCUGGCUGCCAUUGCUUUCGUCCAGUUCCCCCCACAGGGUCCUCACCUGUGUCUCUCCCCGCCUCCGGAAGGGCAUGUCUGAGCCAGGAGCAUGACGGGAGGGGAGUCUCCUGUCCUCACCUCUUCCCAGGAGCUGCCUCUCACCUGGCACAGCCACCCCACUCUCUUCCCAGGGCGAGAACUUGGCUCCAUCUCCUCUGUAUCCAGGCACCUCUGCUCCUGGAGGCCUGGGCUUUAGCUCCCAGGUUACCGCAAAGAGACCUUGCCUUGAUGGCUGCACCAGGUUGGGCUUCCGGAAGUGGGUCUCCAAGGUACCGGAAGUCAAUGAGCCAAAGAGGGGCUCUCCCAGACAGCAUGGUAUCCUUGGGACCUUCUUGGGGGAGAUGGGUAAUAGCCAGGUGAGCACCCGAACCCAGACUCUCCUGUGUUCUAUGUCUGUCACCUGCCUCUACGGGCCAUUUGUGGCCUGGGCCAAGACCUGUGACUCAAUUACGGGGCACUAAGGGUAGUGAGCUGCUGGCUCCAAGGCUGGUCAGGACCAUAGGUCAGAAAGAUGAGGGCAUGGGAGCCCUCCUUCUAUCACACCAGGUCCCACAGAUGCUGCUGAGACAUUUUUUUCUCCUGCCUUCUUAACCCUUGGGGAAGGGACAGUGGAUGGUAGGGAUAGCCCUCUCUUCCUGCCUGGCCCUCCUGGACACUGUUGCAAAAUCCCCAGCCGCCUCAUGGCGAAUGGCCAAAGCAUGCUCCGCGCCCAGGCGGGGGCAGCUGCUAAUGAGAACCUUGAUGCAACUGCACCAGGGCGGGAGAGGGCCUGGGGAGCUGGGGCUGGGUGCCAGGCUCCAACUCCAGCUGGUUUCUCUCUGGCGCCUCUGAACCCGUCUCAGCAGGUCCACAACACCUGGGCAGAGGGGCUGAGAGACCGGGGGAGGCCAGGCCCAGCCUCCAGUGUUCUCGAUGGAAUGCUUUUCCAGGGGAGCAAGAGAGCUCAGGGUACAGAUGCCCAGCUGACUGCAGGCCCCCAAGGUCUGGCAGGGAGGGGGUGGGGUACAGGCAGAGAGUCCUGGUUAUCUUCUCCCUGCACGGUCUCCAUGGCUGGGGCUGCCACCCCACCCGGCCAGAAUCUGUCUCGGCCUGUAGGAACACACCGGCGGCGCCAGGCAUUACCUCACAGCAGGACUGCAGUUGCUGGCUUUGCUCCUGGGCAAGGAGGAGCAGGCCAGAGCCCCUUUCGCUUCCUUUUCCUGCCCAUGCCACUUCUAGAAGCCAGCCACAGGUUGCCAAGAGGUGACGUGAAAGAGGAGGAAACUCAGUGACCUCUCUCUCUCCCGCAUUCCUCCAAGCUGGGAGGACUGAACUGCCUUUCUGAAGGGCACUGUGCAUGUGCGUGCGUGUAUGCACACAUGGGUGUCGACGUGGGACGGGGGAGCAGAGCUCAGGGGGCAAACUGGGUCCGGACUCUUCAAUUCCGAAAACAUUCAAGCAUCCAGGAGUCCCAGACACUCCCUUCCUCGAUGCACUUUGGCAUUCUCUCAGUGUCCCCCCCAGACACCGCGGCAAUAAAUGGUGUGGUUGCGUGGA
Rhinolophus ferrumequinum (greater horseshoe bat) is the source of this 3817-nucleotide messenger RNA. It is a transcript of the gene FHIP2B, whose product is annotated as FHF complex subunit HOOK interacting protein 2B. NCBI's taxonomy places the organism in Eukaryota, Metazoa, Chordata, Mammalia, Chiroptera, Rhinolophidae. The record is from RefSeq and is a predicted model, not a curated record. The transcript is spliced from 18 exons. The coding region runs from base 288 to 2321 and encodes 677 amino acids.